Populus euphratica (Euphrates poplar) is the source of this 3820-nucleotide messenger RNA. RefSeq names its product LRR receptor-like serine/threonine-protein kinase GSO1. Gene Ontology annotation, molecular function: protein binding. Bases 86 to 3049 code for a protein of 987 amino acids. The transcript has 10 exons. NCBI's taxonomy places the organism in Eukaryota, Viridiplantae, Streptophyta, Magnoliopsida, Malpighiales, Salicaceae. The record is from RefSeq and is a predicted model, not a curated record.
GGGUCCGUGAAGUCCUCUAUAAAAGCCUUAACCUCCUCGCUGCCAUUUGCAACAAUAUUGUAAUAGUUGAUAUAUAUUAAUUAAGAUGGGGCUGUUCCUUCAGCUGUUGACGGUGUUAGUGAUAACGGUUUCGCUGCAAGGAUGGCUGCCUCUUGGCUACUUGGAGGAAGAGAGGAUCGCUCUCUUGCACCUCAAAGAUUCUCUUAACUAUCCCAAUGGCACCUCCCUUCCCUCCUGGAUCAAAGCUGACGCCCACUGUUGUGAUUGGGAAGGUAUUCGCUGCAGCAGCAGCACAGGUCGAGUCACCGGGCUCGGUCUUGACGGCGUGAGGAACGAGGAGCUGGGGGAUUGGUACCUAAACGCCUCCUUGUUUCUUCCUUUCCAACAUCUCAAUGUUCUCAUCUUGUACGGUAAUCGUAUAGCUGGUUGGGUUGGGAAGAAAGGUGGUUACGAGUUACAGAAACUUAGCAAUUUGGAGAUCCUUGACUUGGGAGAUAAUAGCUUCAAUAACAGUAUUCUGUCAUAUGUGGAGGGGCUUCCGUCUCUUAAAACACUAUAUUUAGGUUAUAAUAGACUGGAGGGGUCAAUAGACUUGAAAGAAUCUCUGAGCAGCUUGGAGACCUUGGGUCUGAGCGGCAACAAUAUCAACAAGUUGGCAGCCUCAAGAGGUCCAAGCAACUUGAGUACUCUAUGGCUAGCAAAUAUCACAACCUAUGGAAGUGACUUCCAGUUAUUGCAAUCAUUACGAGCAUUCUCAAACCUCACAACACUUCACCUGUACUCUAAUGAUUUUAGAGGAAGAAAAUUAAGUGACGAGUUGCAAAAUUUAAAUUCAUUGGAAAGUUUGUAUCUGGAUGGUUGUUCUCUAGAUGAACACUCCCUUCAAAGCCUUGGAGAAGCACUGCCUUCUCUACAAUAUCUGUCAUUGCGAGAACUUAAUGGCACUGUAUCUUAUACAGGAUCAUUCCCAAACCUCACGGCACUUCACCUGGAAGACAAUGAUUUUAGAGGAAGAAUAUUAGGGUUCCAUAAUUUAAGCUCAUUGGAAGAGCUGUAUCUGGACCGCUGUUCUCUGGAUGAACACUCCCUUCAAAGCCUUGGAGGAGCACUGCCUUCUCUAAAAAAUCUAUCAUUGUCUGCUCUCAGAAGCACUGUAUCUCUUAAAGGCUUUCUUCAUCUCAGGAACUUGAAAUACUUGGAUUUGAGCUACAAUACUCUCAACAAUAGCAUUUUUCAAAAUAUCGGCCUAUGUGACUUAAAUAAUCUCCAAGUGCUAUAUAUAGAGGGCAAUGAUCUCAGUGGCUUCUUGCCUCCGUGUCUCGCAAAUUUGACUUUCCUUCAACGACUAGAUCUCUCUUCCAAUCACUUGAAGAUCCCAAUAUCAUUGAGCCUAUUAUACAACCUUUCAAAACUCAAGUAUUUUGAUGGAUCAGGUAAUGAAAUAUACUCAGAAGAAGAUGAUCAUCUGAGCCCAAAGUUCCAGUUAGAGUCCCUUUAUUUGAGCAGUCGUGGACAAAAUGUAGGAGCAUUUCCCAAGUUCCUUUACCACCAAGUGAACCUGCAAUCUUUGGAUCUUACAAACAUCCAAAUAAAAGGAGAGUUUCCAAAUUGGUUGAUUGAGAACAACACAUACCUACAAGGACUUUCUUUAGAAAACUGUUCUCUUUCGGGUCCAUUCUUGUUGCCAAAGAAUUCUCAUGUGAAUUUGUCAUUCCUAAGUAUAUCCAUGAAUCACUUCCAAGGCCAAAUCCCUUCAGAAAUCGGAGCUCGUUUGCCAGGGUUAGAAGUUUUAUACAUGUCUGACAAUGGUUUUAAUGGAAGCAUUCCUUUCUCAUUGGAUAACAUUAGCUCCCUGCAAGCGUUCGACCUGUCAAACAACAGUUUGCAAGGGCAAAUCCCUGGAUGGAUAUGGAAUAUGUCUUCUCUUGAAUUCUUGGACUUAUCAAGGAACAAUUUCUCUGGUCGUUUACCACCUAGAUUCGGCACUUCUUCAAAUUUAAGAUAUGUUUAUUUGUCUAGAAAUAAGUUGCAAGGGCCGAUCACAAUGGCAUUUUAUAACUCCUCUAAGAUACUCGUAUUAGAUCUUUCCCAUAAUGAUUUAACUGGUAGAAUUCCAGAAUGGAUUGACAAGUUAUAUAACUUGAGAUUUCUACUCUUGAGUUAUAAUAAUCUUGAAGGUGAAAUCCCAAUUCAAUUGUCCAGGUUGGACCAAUUAACCUUGAUUGAUCUUUCUCACAACCACCUUUCUGGUAACAUCCUCUUCUGGAUUAUAUCUACCCAUCCUUUCCCUCUACAAUACAAUUCUUAUAAUGAUGAAUCCUCAUCACACCAAUCUUUUGAGUUUACAAUGAAGAAUGUAUCCCUUUCUUAUAGAGGAAGCAUUAUCCAGUACUUAACAGGAAUUGAUUUCUCGUGCAACAAUUUCACAGGAGAAAUUCCUCCUGAAAUUGGAAACCUCAACAAGAUCAAGGCGUUGAACCUUUCACACAACAGUUUGACUGGACCAAUUCCACCAACAUUUUCAAACUUAAAGGAAAUAGAGAGCUUGGAUCUUUCCUACAAUAAAUUGGAUGGAGAAAUCCCAUCUCGACUUACUGAACUAUUUUUUCUAGAAGUGUUUAGUGUGGCUCACAAUAAUUUGUCUGGUAAGACUCCUGCGAGAGUUGCACAGUUUGCCACGUUUGAUGAGAGGUGCUACAAGGACAACCCUUUUCUUUGUGGAGAACCGCUACCCAAAAUAUGUGGUGCGACUGUGCCACCAUCACCAACGCCAACUUCAACGAACAAUGAAGAUAAUGAUGGCUUCAUGGAUAUGGAGGUUUUCUAUGUGACCUUUUGGGUUGUAUAUAUCAUGGUGCUGCUGGUAAUCGGUGCAAUUCUAUACAUAAAUCCAUAUUGGCGACAAGCUUGGUUUCAUUUUAUUGAGGCACCAAGCCAUGACCUCAACACAAUUUCAUCUCGUUUCCCAGGCAUCUUCUUGAUUAAGUCCCAAGCUUCGUCCAGAAGUCCUGCACGCGCACAAAGAUCAACCAUGCAAGAAUAUGCUUGACUUUUGGGACCAAUCCAAAUGACAAUUUCAUUGAUUCAAACAAUUGGCGACCCUCAUCAACCAAUCCGGCAUGCACACAUGCAGAAAGGACUCCUAUGAAGGUGAUGUCAUUAGGCUGAACAGUGCCAUUAUCCUUUGACAUGCGUCUGAAUAAUGAUAAUGCUUCCAGGGCCUCCCAUGGAAAGCAAAAGCAGAAAUCAUGGCAUUCCAUGAGACCUCAUUUUUAUGAGGCAUACUCUCAAAAACUCUGAGUGCAUCAUCCGAGCUCCCAUAUUUUGCAUACAUAUCAAUUAAUUCACUCGCAACAUAGACAUCCUGCUGUAAACCUCUUUCUGAUGCAUGUGUCUCAACCCAUUUCCCCAAAUCAAGGGCCCUUAUUGUGGAACAUGCAGACAAUACUUCAAUCAUUGUGACUUUAUUUGGAUUAGGACCUGCCUCUCUCAUUCCAUUGAAUAGCACAAUUGCUUCAUUGGAAGCUCCAUUCUGUGCACACAUAUGAAGUGAUAGUUGAACAAAAAAAAAUCAUAUUAACUUGAAACGUAUUUACAAAUUUCAUAUAUUUCCAUUUGCAUUGUUUUAUCAGAGAUAAAAGCUUUUCAGUUAGGGUUUGAUGAUGUUCUUUUUGGGUUUGAAAGUUGAGGUUGGAAAGAGGGAGGUGGUAGGGGGGUAGAAAAGAGGUAGGUCUUGUCCUGUACUGUCUUCGGACACAACAGGCAUUGCAUAGAUAGUUACCAUCAUCGUUUUGAUUAAAAAAAGGGUUUUUUCUUGCAA